This is a messenger RNA of Cokeromyces recurvatus, 1208 nucleotides long. RefSeq names its product 4-dihydromethyl-trisporate dehydrogenase. Bases 59 to 1027 code for a protein of 322 amino acids. Gene Ontology annotation, cellular component: cytosol. Gene Ontology annotation, molecular function: aldose reductase (NADPH) activity. The record is from RefSeq and is a predicted model, not a curated record. The transcript is spliced from 3 exons. Lineage: Eukaryota; Fungi; Mucoromycota; Mucoromycetes; Mucorales; Mucoraceae.
GCAACUUUUUCCUUUCCUUUUCUUUUCUUUUAAUAUCUAAUAGCUCUUCUUUAUAAUAAUGGCAGAUCAUCAAAAGUAUCUUUUAUUGAAUCGUACAGGUAAUAAAAUUCCAUUAAUUGGUUUUGGUACAGCUCGUAUUCCUGUAGAAGAUACAGAGCAAGUCGUCUAUAAUGCAAUCAAGACAGGCUAUCGUUUGAUUGAUUGUGCUCUUCUUUAUGGUAAUGAGCCUCAAGUAGGUAAAGCUGUAAGAAGGGCAAUUGAUGAAGGCAUAGUUAAAAGAGAAGAUCUUUUUGUUAUUGGAAAGCUUUGGAACAGCUACCACAGUAAAGAAAAUGUUAGACCUAUCUUUGAAAUGACUCACAAGAAUUACGGCUUGGAUUAUCUUGACCUUUAUCUUAUUCAUUUCCCUAUUCCAACUGUCUAUGUGGAUCCUAAGAAACAUGUUGGAUUCAAGACACCUGAAGGUGAAUUCAAAUUAGAAAAAUCACCCAUGCAAGAAUGCUGGAAAGAGAUGGAAAGACUGGUAGAUGAUGGCCUUGUACGUAAUAUUGGUAUCUCUAAUUUCAACGUUCAAGCCAUUGUUGACUUGUUAACUUAUGCCCGUAUCCGGCCUGCUGUUCUUGAAAUUGAACACCAUCCUUAUUUACAGCAAAAACGUUUGAUUGAUUGGGUAAAGCAAGAGGGAAUACAGGUUAUUGCAUAUGCUUCCUUUGGUAGUGCUGCAUUUGAAGAAACCCCUAGACACCUUAAACAUUUACCAAACUUGAUGGAUCAUCCUGUUAUUCAAAAGAUUGCUAAUAAAUAUAAAUUAAAUCCUGGACAAAUCUUGCUGGCUUGGGCUACACAACGUGAAAUUAUUGUGAUCCCUAAAACUGUGAAUGAAGAUCGUAUGGAGAUUAAUCUGAAAGCCCCUCAAAUUAAACUGGAUGAACAAGACUUCAAGGACAUUGCUGAACUAGAAGCGCAUGCCCGCUUUAAUGACUUUUUUGAAGAAAAUUAUGGGUUCGAUUUUCCAGCUUUUGAUUAAUUAAGAUGUAUGUCAUACAAAGGCUUUAUGAGUGUAUCAUUAUUUUCAUUUUUAUGUUUAUUCAUUUUGUACAAUUAAAGCGUAUAUAUCAUCACCAUGUUUAUUUAAAUAAAACCUUCUCUAUUCAAGUAAAAGCAAAACUUGACUAAAUAUUAUAUAUUCUUAAAAAAAAAAGCAAAAC